GAUUUAUUGCCAGACUGUUUAUUUUUGUUUAGAAGACUGGAAUUCAAAAUCAUGUUUUUUUGUUUUGUACUUUUGUCUGUUUCUUUGGUGAGUUCUCUGCACAGGCCCCAUGUGUCCGGUUGUGAGCCUCCACAUAAUGUGUCCAUCAGCUUUGUUGAUCACUCUGGGCCGAUGUUGGAGGGUCAUCAGUACACUCUGCAGUGUACAGUACUGGAUGUUGCUCUUGUUGAAAACCUCACCGUGACCUUCUACAGAGGACAGAUAGCACUGGGUCAACUGCAGUCCAACAACGCAGAGAAGACAUCAGUGAAUGAGACCUUCACUUUAAACAUCACUCCCAGUAGUGAAGAUGAUGGAAUGCAGUACUGGUGUGAAGCCGAGCUAGAACUGGGACCUGAUGAACCACAGCACCCUUCAGUGGUGACGUCGCGAAACAUCACCGCCACUGUCUACUAUAAACCUCAGCUAGAUCAUCCAUCAUAUCCAGAUCCAAUCACCGUCCCAUCAGGACACCGUCUACAAUUGACCUGCUUGGCCGCGGGAAACCCCAGCCCCUCGUAUGCCUGGACUCGCCCAGCUAGACUUUUCUCCUUCGAAGGCAGCGUUCUCACUAUCAACUCUGUUGCUUUUGAGGAUGAAGGGCAGUACAUCUGUUCUGUCAACAACAGCGUAGGGACUAUCACUGUGUCAUUUAAUGUGGAUGUCAAGGGUAAUGCAUACAAAUUCAUAGUCAUGAUCAUGGCAGUAGGAGUUGUGCUGGUUAUCAUCAUCACCAUUGUCCUCUUCAUCGUCUUCAACUUUUUAUUAAGGCACAGCAUGUAUUUAUAAUUACGUUUCAAAAUGGCACAAUGAAAUCAGUUUUCAGCGUAGACUGAUAGAAGACAGCCUGCUGUGGUACUACUUACUUUUCACAAUAUAAUUUUCUGAUAUUUUAUCAGUAGAGUGUGUUGACUGUAAUCUCCCAAGUGAGAAGUGUUUAAAAUGAUAAUUUCUGCCUCUCUAUCUUUCUUUAAUCAGAACCAGGGCUGUGCCUACCAUUGAGGACACUGUGGAAACUGUAGUAUUGUAGUAUUAAUAGCAGUAGUGGAGUUGGUGUACUUAAAUUUGACUGUUUAUUUACCUGUUUUCCAAACUGCUUAAUGUAAAGGAUACAUGUUAAAUGCUUUGCUUUGCUUAAAUAAAAUAUAGUUUAAAGAAAUAAA
Molecule: messenger RNA, 1202 nt
Organism: Micropterus salmoides (largemouth bass)
Lineage: Eukaryota; Metazoa; Chordata; Actinopteri; Centrarchiformes; Centrarchidae
Product: vascular cell adhesion protein 1-like
Exons: 3
Coding region: 52-828 (258 amino acids)
Biological process (GO): cell adhesion
Molecular function (GO): integrin binding
Source: RefSeq, a predicted model, not a curated record